Molecule: messenger RNA, 814 nt
Organism: Betta splendens (Siamese fighting fish)
Lineage: Eukaryota; Metazoa; Chordata; Actinopteri; Anabantiformes; Osphronemidae
Gene: agrp
Product: agouti related neuropeptide
Exons: 3
Coding region: 233-652 (139 amino acids)
Biological process (GO): neuropeptide signaling pathway; adult feeding behavior; hormone-mediated signaling pathway
Cellular component (GO): extracellular region
Molecular function (GO): neuropeptide hormone activity; type 1 melanocortin receptor binding
Source: RefSeq, a predicted model, not a curated record
CAACAUGAGCUGAAAUGUUUUCUCCUCUUGUUGUUCUUUUCUUUGUUAACGGUGGUCUUGAUAAUCGGACAUUUAUUGUCUUAUAUAGCUGUUAUGAAGCACUUUCUCAGUCGUCUGCAUUUGAAAACAAUUCUGCUUCUAUAUUUCAGCUGUAACAACUCGUCGUUUGCUGGUUCCAGCAGAGGACAGCUUGUUGAGGUUUCGACUCUGCUUCUUCUCAUCUCUUGUUGCCAUGAUUGGCCUGGUUCUGCUCUGCUGUUGCUCCUUCAGUCUGCUGCAUUUGUCUUCUCCUCUGGUUCAUGGAAACAUCCAACUGGACAAUGGUCCAGUCGGCGGCCAUCGCACCGACUCCCCCUACCUGCCGGACAUAGAGCGAAGCCACGCGCCCGAUCCCAUGCAGGAAGCCGGGCUCGACUCGGUGGAGGACCACUUCCUCCUGGACGCAGGCUCCUAUGACGAGGACUCCUCGGCAGCCUUACAGCUGCAGGGCCGGGCCAUGCGCUCGCCCCGCCGCUGCAUCCCCCACCAGCAGUCGUGUCUGGGGUACCCGUUGCCCUGCUGCGACCCCUGCGACACCUGCUACUGCCGCUUCUUCAACGCCAUCUGCUACUGCCGCCGGGUCGGCCACACCUGCCCCGCCCGGCGCACCUGAGCUCAGCUGACACGGAGCCACUCCACCCGAGUCGUUUCCCGGGUUUUGUUUAAUAAAUUAUAUUUCAAGAGGUCCAGUCUUCAUCUUUUGUGUGAUUUAUUUUAACCUUUUACUGAUGGACAAUAGGAUGAAAGGUGAAUAAAUUACACACGUUAACCUGCA